Molecule: messenger RNA, 1005 nt
Organism: Phycomyces blakesleeanus NRRL 1555(-)
Lineage: Eukaryota; Fungi; Mucoromycota; Mucoromycetes; Mucorales; Phycomycetaceae
Exons: 9
Coding region: 1-1005 (334 amino acids)
Biological process (GO): peptidyl-L-cysteine S-palmitoylation; protein targeting to membrane
Cellular component (GO): endoplasmic reticulum; Golgi apparatus
Molecular function (GO): protein-cysteine S-palmitoyltransferase activity
Source: RefSeq, a predicted model, not a curated record
AUGUCAUCAAAUGUGGGAAUGGCAGUUGCCAAUGGAGCUCUACCCAUUAUAGCAUAUGGAUUGCUCAUUUACACUUGGUAUAUUUAUGUGUUUAGAGUGUGUCAACCUCUCUUGCUCAAUCAAGACCAAGCUGCCAUGGGAGGCAUCUUUAUCUUUAUUACCACUGCCCUGUGGUGGUUUUCUCUUAUAUCUUAUCUAAGGAUCCUAUUGUCUCAUCCAGGGAAGCCAGCACAAAUAUCACCUACGAUUUACUCGCCUAGCUUAUUUGACAUAUCAACCAUGACAACACAACCCCUAUCUUUACGUGACGAGAUACCCCUGCCUCUUUUAUCCCUGUCUAGAGCUGAUGGAGGAUUGCGAUAUUGUACUAUCUGCUGUUGUUACAAGCCAGACCGUACACAUCAUUGCAAGGAGUGUAAUAGCUGUGUGCUCAAAAUGGAUCAUGGAAAAAACAAAAGGGGGAGUGCAAGAUCUCUGAUAGCUUCCUAUCCUGUAGUCAUUGUCCAUGGUCUCUAUGGUGUCUGGUGCUUGUGUAGCGCAUUGCCAUUGGUAGUGAAUGCAGUCCAGUACAAAGACUUUUUGCUAGACCCACAGUGGAUUGCACUGCUGAUUCUGGCCUUUAUCUUUGGGUUCACAAUAUUUGGAUUCGCAGCCAGCCAUUGCUAUUAUAUUAUGAGAAAUGAGACCACAAUUGAGCACAUCAACGACCGUCCAUAUGAAGUGCGAGUGGAUUUUGACCCGAGUGGGACGAAUUACGAGAUAGUUUCGGUUCAAUGCACUGAUAUGCUGUGGGAUAAUGGUAUCAGUUUGAAUUGGAGAGCAACCAUGGGUAGUAAUCCAUUGGGAUGGUUUGUUCCUUUGUGGGGAGGUAUGGGGGAUGGUAGUGUACAUCCUUACAAUCCAACUGUCUAUUACACGGUUGUAGAGCGUGCAAAAUGUCAGCGAAUGAUGCUUAAUCCGCAUUCUUUAUGUGAACAGGAUGCCUUGGUGAUGCUGGAAGAUUAA